Messenger RNA from Dicrocoelium dendriticum, 2895 nucleotides. Lineage: Eukaryota; Metazoa; Platyhelminthes; Trematoda; Plagiorchiida; Dicrocoeliidae. The record is from the annotation of a GenBank genome assembly.
UAGGCAGGUUACCAAACGACACUCGUCCGUUUAGCCUACAUGCUAAACUGUCAUUCGUGCGCCGAAUGGUUCGAGGAAGUCCCAUGUUCAUAUUUAAGAUGUGAUGUUCACAUCGCCUCGAAUACUGCAGGCGUUCCGUGAGCUGAAUUUUUACCGCAGCGUAAUCGUUUGGCAAUGAAGAUCAUCACAGCCGCUCUACUAAUCAUUGGUGCAUUUGUGGUUACCAAUGCAGCUCCCGUGACAACAUCGGAUCCGUCAAUCCACACUGGAACCAGUGACACAUGGGAAGUCAGCACAACUAAUGCAGGAUCUCUGACUAGUAGCUCAGAGAAGCGAACCGAUCCGAGUGCGUUUUCUACUGAUCCAAGUACGAUCACAACAAGUGACUCGGGUUUGCAUGUGUCUGGUUCUGAAACUUCUGCCACAGAUACCACAUCAACCUACGGGGAGACUGACAGAUCUCUAUCCACUGAUUACACAACGCAAUCCGACGUCACUGGUACUCCCGAGCCUACUGUAUCUGGAUCGAGCACUGGGACGCCAGUCGAUACUUCUACCUCUGUUACCAGCGCAACCGAUACCUCACCGACUGGUCCCACUGAAACCGCGGAUGAAUCUUCCAGACCAUCGGAUCCGCUAAUCCACACUGGAACCAGUGACACAUCGGAAUUCAGCACAACUAAUGCAGAAUAUCUGACCAGUAGCUCAGAGAAGCGAACCGAUCCGAGUGCGUUAUCUACUGAUCCGAGUAUGAUCACAACAAGUGAUUCGGGCUUGCACGUGUCUGGUUCUGAAACUUCUGCAACAGAGACCACAACAACCUUCGAGGAGACCGACAGAUCUCUAUCCACUGAUUACACAACGCAAUCCGACGUCACUGGUACUCCCGAGCCUACUGUAUCUGGAUCGAGCACUGGGACGCCAGUCGAUACUUCUACCUCUGCUGCCAGCGCAACCGAUACCUCACCGACUGGUCCCAUGGAAACCACAGACGUCAGUGCCAGGCAAACGGCAGCAGGUACAUCGUCUCUGACUGCAACAACUGCAGAAUCGUCUGCUUCACUGAUUUCAUCGUCUUCCCAAAUCACUGAGAUUUCUACCACUGUGGCCGAUGCUUCAUUUACGGUUUCCAGUGAAAUAUCAAGUGUUGGUACCGAGAGACCAGUGUCUGGAGCUGUGGUUUCAGCAAUGGAGCAUUCCGAAUCCACAGUUAUUGGCUCAAGCGAACCAACUUCAUCAGUCGAAGAGACAGGCAACACUACUGUGGAUGCUACUAAGAUUUCUACUACCGAAUCCCAUAUGCCUGAGGCUACUGGCUCUACUAAAUCUCUUUCCACACCUGCUUACCAUUUGGCAAACGUGAGUGAACCUGACGACCUACCAACAUCUUCCACGGUAGAUGCACGAUCUUCAACCGCUGCUAUCAGUGAGUUCAACACGUCCAUCGCGCAGAAAACUGGCACUUCAACUACAGGAUCGAGUGUGGUAACAGACUCCCAGUAUGAUGUUUCCGUAACCCCUGCCUCUGCUGCUCCCGCCAGCGUUGUCUCAUCAUCAGAUGGCGUUCGCUCUUCAGCGCAUUCAGCGCAGUCUGAUGCACCAUCUCCAACAAGCACUGAGUUCAGUACGACUGAUGCAACUGCAACUGACAUCCACUCGACUGAACAGAACGUAACUAGUGAAGUCAAACAAAGUGAACCUGAAUAUACGGGCCCACCUGCUGCUCCUCCUGUACCACAAUUCACUGAUGAGAGUACGCCCACUGAGGGAGCACUCCCAUCUGCUGUUGUAACCGAUUCUGAAGGUUCUAAAGCACCAGCUACUGAUGGAACUGUAUCUGCAUUAGACACAACUAGAACAUCUACCGCAGCUGUGGCAACGUCUGAUGUCUUAUUUAAUGUAACGGAAUCCAAGACUAGUUCCCCGUCCACAGAAACUAGCUUUAUGACUGUUACCUCUACAAAGGAAAAAGUACAACAGUGUAGAUCGGCAACGUCACUGUAUUUUUCGUUAUUUUGUGAACAACCGGUUACUCCUUCGCCAGCAGAUGGUUAUUUAAAACCAACUGGAGAUUUAGAUAGAAGGAGAAAGGGGCGCAAGGAUGACGAAGAUGAUAAAGACAAAAAGAGUGAUGACGAAGAGACUGACGAGGAAGACGACAGUGACACUAGUGACGAUGAGAAUGGCAAUGGUGACGAUGACAACGGUGACGAUGACGACGAAGAUGAUGAAGAUGACAGGAAAAAUAGCGCCAAACAUAGGCGUGACUAGUCGGGUAGUCACUCACCAAGAUAGCAUAAAAUGUUGGCCGGACCAUUGUCAUCGCAAACACUUGAAGAAGGACAAUAUGUGUUUGUGAUAACGCCUUCUAACCAUUUUAUUACUAACGGCGGAUUAUUGCAACCCUUAACAUUCAUCGCAUACUGUUUUUUGAGUAAUUUUCGGAAGGUUCAAUGCAAACGAUGAAUCAUCCAGGCAUCUUAUUUUACGGCUCAGACGUAUUCGCAUUGAGGCUUCCGACCCUUUUCAACCGUUCCCUUCGUUCUGUUGAAACAUCAAAAACUUUCAUUCACCAGUUGUUUCUUUUUAUAAUUUCGUUACUUUUAACUUACCUAUACGACCCAACGUUUAUACCUCCUGGAAUACAUUGCUGAAGUCCUCUCUCAACCCAAACAAAACAAAAAUAACGAAAUAAACUGGCACAUUUCGUGACAAUCCUUCAUUUAUACUCAGAAAUGUAGCUAUCGGUUCCACGCCCUGACAAAUAUGGAAAGAGUUCUCACUUAACAAUUUUUCUGAAUCUUCAAGGUUUAACGAAGUAACUGUAUUAAUUGUUUUUUAAAUUAUUGGCCCAAUCCUUCGUAACCCAUUCAUUGAGUCCGGUUGUUUUUGCUC